Messenger RNA from Brettanomyces nanus, 1851 nucleotides. RefSeq lists its product as uncharacterized. NCBI's taxonomy places the organism in Eukaryota, Fungi, Ascomycota, Pichiomycetes, Pichiales, Pichiaceae. The transcript has a single exon. The record is from RefSeq and is a predicted model, not a curated record. The coding region runs from base 1 to 1851 and encodes 616 amino acids. Gene Ontology annotation, biological process: phosphorelay signal transduction system.
AUGUUUGGGCUUCAUCAAAAGAAGCCAGUCGUUCCAGAGCCGACAUCUCCUGUUUCUCUUUCCCCUACUUCUUCUGCCAUUGGUGGUAUUCUUGCUGGUGGACGUAUUGCAGACUCUUACGGGUUUGGAUUGAGACCAUUGCCGGGUGCCAGGCAUUCGUUUCUUCAUAAGGGAUUUCUCUCAAACGGUAUUGACUCUUUGGAAUUACCCACAGAAAGUCCGAUGGAAAAAGAUAAACAAAAGGAAGCUGCCAAUGCCGUUGCCCGGUCUUCUUCGUCUUUGCGGACUCCUGAAAGUAGGCGUAUUUGGGUGAGAAGAAUGGGGAAGACACCUACUGCCAUAAUAGUUGGACCCGAUACCAUAGUAGAUGACAUUAAGUAUAUCGUUACACAGAAGUUUCCUACUUCUUUAGCUUUGGAGUGUGAUCCAUCUGAGCUGAAUAUUAUUGCCGAGCUUCCUGCUUCUUCCAAAUCAAUUCCGGUGUCUGCAAAUUUGAAGGGGUUGACGCAAGCAGCCUCCUCUUCCAUAUCUUCACCCACCUCCUUGAAUAGUGUAGCCUCUACUACUCCAGUUUACACGGAUGAAGUAUCUAGGAUGCGCUCUCUUCCUACGAUAAGGGUGCCCAAUGAGCAGAACACUUCGUCUACUUCAUCAGCUGUUCCAUCAAGCAGUCUUUUUUCUUCAUCGUUUUCGACCAAUCCUUCGCACGAUAAUGUUAACAGAAUGCAAUCUAGUAAUGCGCCUCUCCUUCCCGCCAAACAAAAUGGUAUAGCUGUAGGUCAUCGAAUAGCCCUUGAACCGGAUUUACUAGUGUAUCUUCUGCUAGACACAUAUUACCCUAAUGGAAUGUCUAUGCAGGAUGCAUUAAUAAUUGAAUCUCCCAAGCCUGUUGAGAGCAGCACAGCAAUUACUGAUUUUAAUAUCGACAGCACAGCACGGAAUCUUCAAAAACACGGUGGGGGAAAAGCAAGUUCUCCAUUUGUCUUUGAAUCAUCGGCUGUGUCUUCCAGCAAGAAUGCCAUACACGGUGGGCAGCCGCUAAAGUCUCCACGAGAUAGCUCCGUUCUAAGAAAGAGGACCAAUAUUUCUGAAUACAUACCCACUCCUCCCUCUUCCACAGUCAUAUUGUUUCCCAAACCUGCAAGGCCUGAUUUGAAGACUCCUAUACCCGACGGCUCUAAUUCUACCAUUCUUUCACUAGAUAAGUCUAAGGGUAAGACACCGAAAGAAGCAGAGCUUUCUUCAACAACUCCUACACCUGUUUCUGCUUCUUCAAAGACUCUGAAAAAUACUGUUAACGAUCUUCGGCAACAACCAAAUCCUGGUAUCUCAAAGAUUUUGUCUCACAUCAAUGUUUUGGUGGUGGAAGAUAAUCUCGUGAAUCAGAAAAUUAUGGCUCGGCAUCUCAAGUCAUGUAAAGUUGGUUUCAAAAUUGCCACUACAGGCAAAGAAGCACUUGAAAUGUGGAGAGAGGGUGGCUUUCAUUUAUGUUUCAUGGAUAUUCAAUUACCUGUGAUGUCUGGUAUUGAAGUUACCCAGGAGAUUAGACGAUUGGAAAAGCUGAAUAGGAUUGGUAAUUUUGCCACUUCCUCGCAGGAGGAUAAAUUGUCCCGAGACACGCCCGAACUAACAGGUAGCGAUAGGCUAGACCUAGAUUUGUUUCGUUCGCCUAUCAUUAUUGUUGCUUUAACGGCAUCUACUAGUGCAGAGGAUAAGCAGAAAGCUUUGGCUGCUGGUUGUAAUGAUUAUCUCACUAAGCCCGUCCAGUUGAAAUGGUUGAGAAGUAAAUUGACCGAAUGGGGAUGUAUGCAGGCUCUUAUCAAUUACGAUUACUUUAGAAAGGAUUUUUGA